CUGAGGGUGAACUAGUCCCUACAGCUGGACACUGUACUAGCUUUGUCACUACCAACAGCAAAAAAGCUCCACACUGUUGACAGGCUGGCGUUUAAUCUCCACGAAAAACAAGCAGGCAGACGUGAGGACGUCUUACUUUAUUAGUUUCCAGUUUAAGUAAUGAAAGAUAAACACGUCCUCCCUUCAUGCUUACUUUCAACAAAAAAGAAGUUAUGGAUAUUUGCGACGGGAAGAAGAGGAGACAGGUAAGCGGCGGUGUGCGGGGCUGCAGGCGGAGGGUGGCCGUGAAGAUGAAGCGGGAGUUGGGGAAAGUCCUCCGCUCCUUACGGGUAGAGAACAACAACCGCACGGAGCCCAUGGAGGAAGAAGAAGACGGCGACGACUGUUUCUCCAUUAGCUUAAUGCGGAAUGAUAGUCUGGAGCCCGCCGUGGCGGUGUCUCCACGGUACAGCUUGCUCCGGGAGGUCGGCCGGGGAAGCUACGGGGUGGUGUAUGAGGCGAUAGCCAGGAAAACAGGGGCCAGGGUGGCGGUGAAGAGGCUCCAAUGCGACGCCCCGGAAAAUGUAGAACUUGCUCUAGCAGAGUUCUGGGCUCUGACGAGCCUGGAGAACCGGCACCAGAAUGUGGUGCAGCUGGAGGAGUGUGUCCUGCAGAGGAAGGGCCUGGCCCAGAAGAUGAGCCAUGGGAACAAGCGGUCCAAACAGUACUUGCGUCUGGUGGAGACGUCACUCAAAG
Notothenia coriiceps (black rockcod) is the source of this 735-nucleotide messenger RNA. RefSeq names its product serine/threonine-protein kinase 35-like. Gene Ontology annotation, biological process: protein phosphorylation. NCBI's taxonomy places the organism in Eukaryota, Metazoa, Chordata, Actinopteri, Perciformes, Nototheniidae. Gene Ontology annotation, molecular function: ATP binding; protein kinase activity. The annotation marks the transcript as partial. The transcript has a single exon. The record is from RefSeq and is a predicted model, not a curated record.